AACUCCCACAAUCCUAUUCUCCCGUUUCGUUGUUACUGUAGCGCUUGCUGUAAAAACAAGAAUAAUGUCAGAGUAAAACUGUUACAGUGUGUUACAGAACAGAAGUGUUUUACUUUGUUUAAUAUUCCACAGAAGAUAUAUUGAAAUAAUACAGCAACUUUGUUGCAUUAAUAAUGACAGAAGAAAAACCUUGUAAAGUCUGCAACUUUUCACGUCAAAAAUCGUAUGGAAUUGCUGUCCGGUCUCUGGAAGACCUAAAAAUUAAAGGACGUGAGACGUUAGGCAUGGACUCCAAGGUGCUGGUCUCUGUGGUGUUAGAGGACGAUGGCACCAUUGUGGAAGAUGAGGCAUACUUCAUGUGCUUACCAUCUAACACCAAGUUCAUGAUUCUGAAUAGCAAAGAGAGAUGGGGUCCUGCAACCAGAGUUGAUGGCGGGACUGCCUGGUUAGGUGAGAGUAUUGACAGCGAUGAGAUGGACAGCGCUUUCACUGGCACCGAAUCGUGGAGGGGUCUGGCACAGCAGCUGAAACGAGAUCUCUCCAGCAUCAUACUGAUGUCCGAAGAGGAACUCCAGUGUCUUGUGGAUGUAUCCUGUGAGGAGCUGGCCAGGGAGCUGGGACACAAAGAGACUAAAGUGCAGAGCCUGCAGGACGCCCUCCAGAGGGUUCUGGACCAGAGGGAAGAGGAGCGGCAGUCCAGGGAGAUCCUGCAGCUCUACCUUCAGGCUGCAGAGAAGGAAACAAGCCCAGCAAGUACAGGCUGCAGCCAGGAGGUAGAUGAUGUCACUGAUGGAAUGGAGGUGGACUCCACCAAGGAGACUGCUGGACAGAGUUCCAAGUUCUGCCAAAGAACACUCAUGGUUCUGAAGGGUAAAACGAGCCCUGAAACCAGGCUGUCUAACCAAGACCUGCAGUUGGUGUUGAAUGAAGGCUUGCAGAACCUGUCUGCGGCGCUGAGCUGGGACACAGAGAAAGCGAAGGAUCUGCUGCAGGCUUGCGAGGAGGAGCUGGAGAAACGCUUAAACAAAGUGCAGGCUUUGCAGUCCCUCAGGAACUGCACCCAGGAGACUGAGGAAGAGGGAAACACACAGUCCAAACGCAGAAAAAAGGCUCCCUUUCAACCUUAAUCAUUUUAGUGCAGGAGCCCUUAACAGAGCGCAAACUCACAGCAAGAGCGCUCCACUCAAGCUGCCUCGAUGUAAAAUGUUUAAAAGCGAUAAUCUGUGGUACUGUGGCAUCUCUAUCCCCCCUCCCACACGUUUUGCUUAUCGUGAAAAAUAGAGCCCAGCAUUUUCUUUUAAUAUUCCAGGCAAUUAUGUUUCUUCUGGUAGUGCUUUUUAAUUAACUUUUUUUUACUGGGACAACGUUUGCACAGAUAAGUGGCAAUAAGGCACAACAGGAGGUGUGAUUAAUAUGAGAUGAUCACACCCUCUCAAUAGCAAAAGGGGAAUACAUUUACAUGCUGCAUUGUGUUUUGCCAAAUAUACAUUGGUGCAUUAACUGAUUUGGGUAGAUUGUUUUGUUGUAUGUUCCCUGCAAGUAUAAACAGUGCAGUUUCUUUUUUAAUCUUGAAUUACAGUAUUUGUUUUGUAAGGUUAAGUAAAUGUCUUAAAUACUAAAUAGUGGGGUUCCAAAAAAUAUAGCGUUAUACAUCCCUACGUGCUGCUACGACUGUUUAAAUAAUGUACCUGUGAUUUUUCUUUUCAUUGUUAACAUGCUGACAACUUUUCAAAAUGUCUGCUCUAGUGCACUGGGGGUUGAGAUCUGUCCACUAAAUCAUUGCAGCAAGAGCAAUUAAAAAAAAGACCUGGGGACAUGUAACAUUAUAUUUUUCAGAACCCAGCUGCUGUUCUACCCUCCUUCUUCUCCUUCUCAUCCCUCUUGGACUCUCUUUGCUCCCUGCUUCAGAGCCAUAAGCCCACCACGUGUGCUCUGGACCCCCUCGCCACUCACCUCCUCCAGGCUGCUGCCCCUGCUCAACUCCCUUUCAUUUCCUCUCUUCUCAACACCUCUCUGCUCUCUGGAUGUUUCUCCUCUGCCUUCAAACAGGCUUGCAUCACAUCCCUCCCUUGAGUCCUCAUCCCUCAAUAACUACAGUCCUGUCUCCCUUCUUCCAUUCCUCUCUAAAACCCUUGAGCGAGCGGUACAUCGCCAGCUUUCUGCUUUCCUAUUAACACAUUCUCUGCUCACCUCCUCCAAUCUGGUUUUAGCCCGGCACACUCCAAUGAAACUGCUGUUCUCUCCAUCACUAACUCUCUACUCUCUGCCCAUGCCGCCUCCCUCUCUGUCCUAAUUCUCCUCGACAUCUCUGCAGCCUUUGACACAGUCGCCCACUCUAUUCUCCUGUCCUCGCUUGCUGACCUGGGAGUCUCAAACUGCUCUUGCCUGGUUCUCCUCCUACCUCUCCGAUCGUAUGUACCGGGUGUGGCUCACCCUUUCCCUCUUGCUCUGUUUUCGAGAGGUGUCCCCCAAGGCUGUCUGCACCCACUCCCUGAGUCCCGUCAUCUCCUCCUUUGCCUUCUUGUAUCAUUUCUAUGCUGAUGAUGCUCAGAUGUUCCUCUCUUUUCCCCACCUCUGACUCCGACAUUUCCUCCCGUAUCUCUACCUGCCUCUCGCCCAUCUCCUCCUGGACUCGCAUCAUCUCAACCUCUCCAAAUCAGACCUCCUUCCCCCUCCUCCUCUCCCACCGCUGAUCUCUAUCUAUUUUCCUCUUGAAUCCACUACCCUCUCUCCCUCCUCAUCCACCAAGAACCUUGGGGUCACCCAUUCAAGUUUUUUGUAAAUGCUCUUAUUCGAAAUCAUUCUCAUCCAUUUAUCGUACUUACAACAUGCUCUUACUGGACUAUACUCAUGUAUCAAGUAUUUUUACUCUAAGUUAACUGCUCAGUCAAACUCACUCUUAAAUGUAAUUAUUUACUGUAUUCUUUACUUUGCUCUUAUUUGAUCUUAUUUGCUACUGAU
This is a messenger RNA of Polyodon spathula (Mississippi paddlefish), 2961 nucleotides long. RefSeq names its product DNA fragmentation factor subunit alpha-like. Bases 174 to 1127 code for a protein of 317 amino acids. Gene Ontology annotation, biological process: regulation of apoptotic process; apoptotic process. The transcript is spliced from 6 exons. The record is from RefSeq and is a predicted model, not a curated record. NCBI's taxonomy places the organism in Eukaryota, Metazoa, Chordata, Actinopteri, Acipenseriformes, Polyodontidae.